GGCAAUGAUGGAGAAGCCACUGUAGCGGCCACUGGGGCCGGAGAAAACCAAGCUUGUCUUGGGAUCCUGCCUGUUAAAGUUCAAGGAAAAGGUAGCGACAGGAUGGUCGAAACGUAUGCUCUGCUUGACAAUGGUUCGGAGGUGACACUGUACCAUGAAAGGCUGGCAAAAAAGCUUAAGCUUAAUGGAGAUAGACUUAGUUUCACAUUGACUGGAAUGACGGGCUCAGCUCAGGUGGAAAGUUGCCUUGUAGAUUUGUUUAUUUGGUUAUGAAGUCCUUGGAUGAAUCAGUUACUGUUGCCAAUGCCAAUUUCUACAAGUUGUAUUGUGAAGACAGAAGACCUUACUUGGUGGCCUCAUCUCCGAGACAUUGACAUUCCAGUGCUAGAAAAUGGAGAAGUCUUGCUGUUGAUUGGUCUCAAAGAGAAUCCUGGCCUGUUCCUUCCACUUGAAUGUAAAUCUGGUGGCCACGAUGAGCCGAUAGCUAUCCGAUACAGCUUAGGAUAG
This is a messenger RNA of Pocillopora meandrina, 507 nucleotides long. Lineage: Eukaryota; Metazoa; Cnidaria; Anthozoa; Scleractinia; Pocilloporidae. The record is from the annotation of a GenBank genome assembly.